Anthostomella pinea is the source of this 756-nucleotide messenger RNA. The record is from the annotation of a GenBank genome assembly. NCBI's taxonomy places the organism in Eukaryota, Fungi, Ascomycota, Sordariomycetes, Xylariales, Xylariaceae.
AUGGCCGACCAAUCCGACAUCCACCUGUACACUGCCCAGACGCCCAACGGCAUCAAAGCCUCCAUCGUGCUGGAGGAGCUGGGGUUGAAGUACAAGGUCAGCGCGAUUGACUUGAGCAAGAACACCCAGAAGGAGCCGUGGUUUCUGGACAUCAACCCCAAUGGACGCAUUCCCGCGUUGACGGACACGUUCACCGAUGGGAAGCCCAUCAGGCUGUUUGAGAGCGCUUCCAUCAUGCAGUACCUGGUCGACCGGUACGAUAAGGAUCACAAGAUCUCUUACCCACAUGGGAGCAGGGAGUACUACGAGGUCAACAGCUGGCUCAUGUGGCAAAUGGGCGGCUUGGGGCCGAUGCAGGGACAACUGAACCACUUCAACCGCUACGCUCCCGCGAAGAUCCAGUACGGCAUCGACCGCUACAAGGGCGAGACCCGCCGCCUCUACCGGACCAUGGAGAACGAGCUGAAGAAGUCGAAGUCCGGGUACCUUGUGGGCGACCGCUGCACACUCGCGGACAUCGCCAGCUGGGGCUGGGUGGCCGUAGCCAAAUCGUCCGGCGUCGACAUCGACGAGUUCCCCACGCUCAAGGCGUGGGUUGAGCGCAUGCUGAAGCGCCCCGGUCUCGAGAAGGGCCGCCAGGUGCCCUCGACUCAUCCGUAUGAGAAUAUCCAGGCGAUGACUGAGGAGGAUUUUGAGAAGAAGGCUGCGGAGAAUCGGGAGUGGAUCCUGAAGGGCAUGAAGGAGGAGCAGAAGUAA